Messenger RNA from Salvelinus namaycush (lake trout), 1707 nucleotides. RefSeq names its product cell surface glycoprotein 1-like. Bases 1 to 1707 code for a protein of 568 amino acids. NCBI's taxonomy places the organism in Eukaryota, Metazoa, Chordata, Actinopteri, Salmoniformes, Salmonidae. The transcript has a single exon. The record is from RefSeq and is a predicted model, not a curated record.
AUGAGUAGCAGCAGCAGCUCAGAGACACAGGACUGCAGAGAGGCUGCCAUCAGGCCCAGACCACCAAGGCCUAGGCCCAGGCCUAGAUCCGGGCCCAGCACCAGCACCCCACACCCUCACCAGACACAAUCCCACACUCAGCAGGCCAAGGCCCGCCCGAAACAAGCCUACCAGACCCACACCUACCUGACAGAGGUCCAUACCCUCCCAAAACAGGCCUACCAGACCCACACCUACCUGACAGAGGUCGAUCCCCUCCCGAAACAGGUCCAGAACCAUCAGCUACAGGCCCAGAGCGACGUCCGACAGAACCAGCAGACAAAGCACCUUCUCUGCAGUUCUGUGUCUAUCAGGCCUAGACCCAGAUCUAGCCUCAACACACCACACCCUCAACCCCCCCAGACCCCGGCCCAAAUGCAGCACAUCGAGGCCCACCAAAUCCAGGCCCAGUAUCGACAGGCCCCGCCGACACAGGCCCAGAUGCAUAAGAGACAAGCACUCACCCACCAGACACAGGCCCAGACGCACAAGAGACAAGCACCCACCCACCCGACACAGGCCCAGACGCACAAGAGACAAGCACCCACCCACCCGACACAGGCCCAGACCAAGCAGCACCACAGAGAGAUUCCCGUCAGCCCCAGCCACAGCCCUAGGCCCACCUCUGACAGCCCUAGGCCCAACUCUGACAGCCCUAGGCCCACCUCUGACAGCCCUAGGCCUAUCUCUGACAGCCCUAGGCACACCUCUGACAGCCCUAGGCCCAUCUCUGACAGCCCUAGGCCCACCUCUGACAGCCCUAGGCCCACCUCUGACACCCCUAGGCCCAUCUCUGACAGCCCUAGGCCCAUCUCUGACAGCCCUAGGCCCACCUCUGACAGCCCUAGGCCCAACUCUGACAGCCCUAGGCCCACCUCUGACAGCCCUAGGCCCAUCUCUGACAGCCCUAGGCACACCUCUGACAGCCCUAGGCCCACCUCUGACACCCCUAGGCCCAUCUCUGACAGCCCUAGGCCCAUCUCUGACAGCCCUAGGCCCACCUCUGACAGCCCUAGGCCCACCUCUGACAGCCCUAGGCACACCUCUGACAGCCCUAGGCCCACCUCUGACAGUCCUAGGCACACCUCUGACAGCCCUAGGCCCAUCUCUGACAGCCCUAGGCCCAUCUCUGACAGCCCUAGGCCCACCUCUGACAGCCCUAGGCCCAUCUCUGACAGCCCUAGGCACAUCUCUGACAGCCCUAGGCCCAUCUCUGACAGCGCUAGGCCUGCCUCACCUCCCAGCCACAAUGCCCAGACACAGGACCACACUCCCCACACCCAACAGACCGAGCAGCAUUGCAGAGAGACCACCACCAGUUGGAGCGCCAAGCCUCCCUCUCCUCUCCUCCAGGAGAGCCACCAAGUCCAGACCCAGACCCAGAACCAUCAGCCUCGCAGAGAUAGCGCCACCAGCCCCAGCCCAAGGCCCACUUCUGACUCUUCAUCCAGCCUGAACAAACAUCCCAGGGCUGUAAAACUAUCAACUCCACCAGCUUCACACCACAACACAGAGCCACAGAGGGAGUCCCCAGAGGAGAGACAGACAUGGACAGAGACACACAAACAGGUAACUAACUGCCUGAUGCUGCCAACUCCACAGGGUUUGUUUUGUGUUAUUAGUUUACUUGACAGGGACCACGUACAACAAACAUUGCACCAGAUUUGA